Lichtheimia ornata is the source of this 1329-nucleotide messenger RNA. RefSeq lists its product as uncharacterized. Gene Ontology annotation, molecular function: ATP binding; protein serine/threonine kinase activity. The transcript has a single exon. Bases 1 to 1329 code for a protein of 442 amino acids. NCBI's taxonomy places the organism in Eukaryota, Fungi, Mucoromycota, Mucoromycetes, Mucorales, Lichtheimiaceae. The record is from RefSeq and is a predicted model, not a curated record. Gene Ontology annotation, biological process: protein phosphorylation; intracellular signal transduction.
AUGGCACCCACAACCACUAAUACUGCACAAGACCCUCAAGCUCUUUUGAACACAUUUAUUGAUCGUCGUUCGAUUCAAUUGGUAUCUGUGCUUGGCGUAGGUGCCUAUGGCGUGGUCUAUUUAGGUGUCCAUGUGCCUACAAGCCGACGCUAUGCCGUCAAGUUGUUGAACAACCCAAAAGCGGCCGAAACCGAGAUCACAUUACAUUCACGCGUGUCCUCUCAUAAGGGCGUAUUGACCCUUGAAAAGGUCGUGCGUGAGAACAAUCAAGUUUACCUUGUGCUUGAAUAUGCAACGGGUGGUGAUCUCUUUUCAGCCAUCACGCAGCAACAAGGCAUUGCCAGCAACAACUUUGCUAUCCGCCACAUUUUCACCCAAAUCCUUGACGCCGUUCAAUAUUGCCACCAACAAGGCAUUGCUCACCGAGACUUGAAACCCGAAAACAUUUUAAUGUUUUCCAACCUUCAGGCCAAGCUUGCUGAUUUCGGGUUGGCUACGACACAAUUGGUCUCAGCCGAAUUUGGAUGUGGAUCAAGCUUUUACUUUUCACCCGAGUGCCAAGGCCAACUUGUAAAGAACAAGGAACGCAUCAAAGGAUACAGCACACGCCAAAACGAUGUAUGGAGCUUGGGUGUUAUUCUUAUCAACUUGACAGCAGGUCGCAACCCAUGGCGUCAAGCAACCAUGAAAGAUCAAGCCUUUGCCAGCUAUGUCAAGAAACCCCAAACCUUCUUUAAGCGUAUCCUUCCUUGCAUUUCGGACGAGUUGAAUGAUCUCUUGUUACGCAUCUUUUGCCUUGAUCCAGCACGCCGUAUUUCUUUGCCAGAAUUAAGACUUCGCAUCCAAUACAUCCGAUCCUUCACAGCUACAACCGAAAAGAAGAAUGCAAGCAUUCCUCCACGUGUUAUUGCAAAGUUGCCUGCUCAAAUGGAGGAGGAUGACAGCACCAAACCAAGACGUUCAUCAGCAGCAGCACCUACUGUUGUUUCUUUCACCAAGUCUCUGGUUCACACGCUUUGUGAUUAUAGCAAUGGUUUCAGUGAUGACACACACGACAACAGCUUUAUUGACGAUGAUGAUGAGGAUGAGGAUGAUGAAGAAGAGACAGCUGUUGUGCGACGUGCCUAUGUUGUCAAAUCACCUUAUCCUACACCCACGGCUCAUUUGCCAUCCACACCUCCAGCUGCAUCCUUUUCCACAUCGCCUUGCUCAUCGGCAUCUUCCUUUGAUUAUCCAUCCACCCCUCGUGCAUCUCCCGCUGAGCUCAACAAAAAGUCUGCUAUUGAUGUCGAUGCCUUGAACAACCUAUCCUCCUACACUUCCUUCUAG